Molecule: messenger RNA, 2442 nt
Organism: Cornus florida
Lineage: Eukaryota; Viridiplantae; Streptophyta; Magnoliopsida; Cornales; Cornaceae
Product: casein kinase 1-like protein 9
Exons: 14
Coding region: 755-2131 (458 amino acids)
Biological process (GO): endocytosis; signal transduction; peptidyl-serine phosphorylation
Cellular component (GO): nucleus; cytoplasm
Molecular function (GO): ATP binding; protein serine/threonine kinase activity
Source: RefSeq, a predicted model, not a curated record
CUUAACCCCUCAUCCUUUAUAAAAGAAAAGAAAAGAAAAGAAAACAAAUUAAGAAAGAAAUUAACUAAUCAAUCAGCAUUAUUGUUAAAAAAAAAAAAAAAAAAAAAAAAAAACAGAUACAGAGAAUAUACGAAAACAAUCGCCACCUCAUUUUCUUCGUUCUUUUUCUUUGUUCGACCAAUCUUUUUCACCCCAUUACAUUACUUUCCACAACACAAAUUCAAUUGUUUUUUGUCUUUCUUGCUCUCACUUCUCAAUCUUUGCUACUUUUUCUUUUAAAUAUUAAUAAUAAUCGUUCUUUGAUUCUUUUAUUUCAAGAACGGUAUAUGUAUAUAGGUGUGUCUUCCUAUUUUUGGCAGCGAUUGGUGAUAUUAUCAGGUUCGAUGACCCUUCUUGAAUUAGGGUUUCGAUUUAUAGCCUUUAGUUGAAGAUUAGGGUCUGUAAUUUCAAAGACGCAUUCUUCUGUAUAUAUGAAAGGUCGUUCUUAAUUGUGAAUAAAAGAUUUAGGUUUAGGGCUCUUUUGGGAAUUUAGGCUGAUUCAUUCGCAAUUUUGCGUUAUAAUUCGAGUAUUUGACCUUCUUUUUUAUUUUUUUGGGAAUAUAUUAAAGAGAGGAAAUCUUUGAAUAGGUUGGAUUGUUAAUAUGAUAUAUUUGAUGGAUUUUGGAGAUUAAGUUAAUAUUUUUCUGGAUUUCAUUAUAACCCUAAUAAAUGGUGAAUUGGGUACAAGUUUGAGUUGAAAUAGUUCGUUGCCAUCAUGGAUCAUGUUAUUGGUGGAAAGUUUAAGCUGGGAAGAAAAAUUGGGAGUGGUUCUUUUGGAGAGCUCUAUUUAGGUGUCAAUGUACAGAGUGGAGAGGAAGUGGCUAUCAAGUUGGAAUCUGUUAAAACGAAGCACCCUCAACUUCACUAUGAGUCAAAAAUUUACAUGCUUCUCCAAGGGGGAACUGGAAUUCCCAAUCUCAAAUGGUUUGGAGUUGAGGGUGAGUACAAUGUUAUGGUUAUCGAUCUUCUUGGACCUAGCUUGGAAGACCUAUUCAACUACUGCAAUCGGAAGUUCACAUUGAAAACAGUGUUAAUGCUUGCAGAUCAGUUAAUUAACAGGGUGGAAUACAUGCACUCAAGAGGUUUUCUUCACCGUGAUAUAAAGCCUGACAACUUUUUAAUGGGCCUAGGGCGCAAAGCAAAUCAGGCGUACGCCAUUGACUUUGGCCUUGCAAAAAAGUACAGGGACCUUCAGACUCAUAAGCACAUACCAUACAGAGAAAACAAAAAUCUUACAGGCACAGCUCGCUAUGCUAGUGUUAACACACACCUUGGAGUUGAACAAAGCAGAAGGGAUGAUCUAGAAUCUCUUGGUUACGUGCUUAUGUAUUUCCUAAGAGGAAGUCUUCCUUGGCAGGGGCUGAAAGCUGCCAACAAAAAGCAGAAAUAUGACAAGAUCAGUGAAAAGAAGAUGUUAACUCCAAUUGAGGCGCUUUGCAAAUCGUAUCCAUCAGAGUUCAUAUCUUACUUCCACUACUGUCGAUCGUUACGAUUUGAAGACAAACCAGAUUAUUCGUAUUUGAAGAGGCUUUUUCGUGACUUAUUUAUUCGCGAAGGUUAUCAGUUUGACUAUGUAUUUGAUUGGACUAUAUUGAAGUAUCCUCAGAUUGGUGCCAAUUCUAGAGGACGGAAUCCCAAUGGGAACACAGGUUUAAAUGCGGGACCAUCUGCCGAAAGACCAGAAAGGACCUCAGUGGGGCAAGAGUUUCGAGAUAAAUUCUCAGGUGCUGUUGAAGCCUUUUCCAGAAGAAAUGCUUCCGGUUUUGGUCGGCAUGGUGACCACUCCAGACGCAGGAGUACAGAGGAUGUCCCUUCAUCCAAGGAUGUGGAACCUGAUUCAGAAAAGGGCCGUUCUCAAAGUGGCAGCUCCUCGAAGAGGCCCAUCAGUUCAAGCAACAAACAAGCCUCUUCUGGUGAACCCAGUGAAGGGCGCUCAAGCCGACUAGUCACAGCCACUGGCCGCUUCUCUACUACACAAAGGAUCCAAUCCGGGAUAGAGCCCAAAUCAUCACCUUAUACUCGUGCUGCAGUCACCAAAGGCACCCGUGAUGACCCUCUUCGCAGCUUUGAGCUCCUCACUCUGAGGAAGUAAAAGGGUAUGGAUUUUUGUUCACUGAAAAAAAUGUUAUUUGUGCGUCGAGUGGACGAAGACUCGUCCUUUUGUGAACAAUUAGUAUAAAGUAUAAACUCAUUCUUGUAUAUGGAAAACCAGUGUCUUACACCACAGUUUAGGUUAUUUUACAUUAAGUUUCUUUUUGUUUCGAGUUUCUGGCCAUGUUAAUAUAAUCUAGAUUCAUCCGAGGAAGAUGGAAUCUGAUGUUCUGGAAUUUUGUUCUAUAUGUAUAAGAUGUGGGUAGCUGGAAUGAAUGCCGUCUGCUUUUGUAUCGUUGUAUUCUUCUUAAA